AUGGGAAAAAGAAUAAAAUGUAAUAACGUUUCUUAUAUAAGAACUAUCAGGGGAGUUUAUAUCGGCAAAAUAGAAAACGGACAAAAGAAUGGAUGGGGUUUACAAAUAAAUAAUAACGGAAAUAAAUAUGAAGGUUUAUUUAAAAAUGAUGAAAAGUAUUUAUUUGGGUUAGAAUUAAUAUGUUGUUUGUGUGGUCAUACGUAUAGGAAUAAAGUUCCAAAUGGAAUAUAUGAAAAAGGUAAAAUUCAUUAUAAGGAUGUAAAUAAUAUUAGUGCUUACAAUAAUGAUGAUCAGAAGGACAAUAUUAAUCAUGAAAAGGUUUAUCAUGACAAUAUUUAUGACCAUAAUAUUUAUCAUAAUAAUAAAUUAAAUUUCCAAUACAGUAGUGAAAACGAAUUUGCCAAGGGAAAUAUCUGCGUCCAUGAAAAUAGAUAUAUUUAUAUAGGUACUUAUAAAAAAGGGAAAAAACACGGGAAAGGUAUUUUAAUUAAUUAUAAUAAUUAUUUUAUGUAUAGUUGUAUAUUUUAUAAAAACAAAAUUAUAUACGUUGAUAUGUUAUUUUCAAAUGAUCAAAAAUAUAUGAACAUGAAGAAUAUUGACAUGAAACAUUAUAAUACACAUAAUAAAAAAAAAAUUUAUUUAUUCUUACAAAAAGAAUAUAAAAACAAAAUUUUGGGAUUUAUAAAUUUUUAUAAACAUAUAACACACAAAAUAAAAAAGAAACAAGAAAAUGUUCAUGAUAAAAUCACUUUUUUAAAAUGUCUAAAGGAACUUUUUUUUGUCACACAUACAAAGAAAGAGAAUAAUCAAAUGGAGGGUAUAAUACAUACUUAUAAAAAGUAUACUAUUAAUAGAAAUAAUAAUACAUAUAAUAUUUUCAAGGAAAAAUUACAUAACAUAACACAGGGGGGAAAUAAAACACAACAUGAAAAUGUGAUACUUUAUAACAAAAGGAAAGAAAAAAAUAAAAGCACAAAUAUAACUAGUGAUGAAAAAAAAAUAAAUAAACAUACAAAUAUAACUAGUGAUGAAAAAAAAAUAAAUAAACAUACAACUAUAACUUGUGAUGAAAAAAAAAAAAAUAAACAUACAAAUAUAACUAGUGAUGAAAAAAAAAAAAAUAAACAUACAGCUAUAAUCAAUGAUGAAAAAACAAACAAACAUACAGCUAUAAUCAAUGAUGAAAAAACAAACAAACAUACAACUAUAAGUUGUGAUGAAAAAAAAAAUGGUUAUUUGUUUUUGUCAAAUGAAAUAAAAACGAAAUAUAGUAUGAUAGAAAAUAUGAAAAAAAAAAAAGAAAGUUAUACAAUGAUUAAUAAUAACAAAAAGAAAGAACAUUUGUACAACUUGAAAAGUAUGAUUUAUCAAGAAGUACAGUUUUUUCACAAUAAUUCAAUAUGUGAUCAUGAAAAUAAAAAAAAGAACAGGAAUAUUGAAAUGCCUUUUUUUUUAAAAAGAACAAACAAAAACAAUGAUAUUGAACAAUUGGUAUUAGUUAAAAAUGAAUAUAACAAAUGUUAUAAUAUAGAAAGUGGUAAGCAUGAUAUUAUUUAUAACAGUCAAAAGGAUAAAAUAAAAAAAGAUAAAUUAAAAGUACCUUUUUUUUUUAAAGAAAAAGGUAUAUAUAAUUUUUUUAAUAAAACUGUUGAAAACAAGGAAGAUGAAAGGAUUUUUGUCCAUGAACAAAAUGAUGAAAAGAUUUCUACUGACAAGGUAACAAAUGAUGUAAGAACAUAUGAUGUAAGAACAUAUGAUAUAAGAACAAAUGAUAUAAGAACAAAUGACAUAAGAACAAAUGACAUAAGAACAUAUGAUAUAAGAACAAAUGACAUAAGAACAUAUGAUAUAAGAACAAAUGACAUAAGAACAUAUGAUAUAAGAACAUAUGAUAUAAGAACAAAUGAUAUCCCAUAUAAUAUCAUACCAAACAAAAGAGAAACCAUUGUAGAUGAUAUAAAUAGUUGUAGUAAUAAUUUUACUACAAGAAGUAAUACAGACAACGCGAAUUCUUAUCAAAUGAAUAUGUAUAGUGAUAGUAAUAAUUUUUAUGGAAAUAAAAAGAAAAAAAUUAAAAAAAGGAAUAAUAGCAAAUGUGAAUAUUCUUCUAUAAUUAAGAAUAAAAACCAAUUAUAUAAUUACCAGUUACAUAAUUAUACAUGUGUGUGUAUAAAAUGCAAAACAAAAUGCUCCUCUUUUAAAAUAAAUAAACUUGAAAAAAAAAAAAAGGAAAGUUAUAAAUGCAAGAGGAAUAAAAAAUUAAAACAACAUGAUAAGAACUUGCUGUUUAAUAAUUACAUUUUUAAUGACAACUUUUUGGAUAAUGUGUUUGUUUUAAAACCUCCUAUGGAUGAAAAGGAAAAAAAAAAAAAUUAUGACAAGUUAAAACGUGAUACAUUUCCAUUAUUUUUAAGAAAAACCAAAAAAAAAAAAAAAAAAAAAUUAUUUCAAGCUCAGAAUUAUAUAUACUGGAACAUUUUUGAAUUAAAUUUAUUUUUUUUUUUGGUAGGGAUACCAAAAGAAAUAUUAGAGAUUUUUAUCUAUCAUCGUUUGGAUGGUUAUUGUUUAAAAUAUAUCGAUAAGAAGAUAUUAAAAGAUAUGAAAAUAAAAAAUAGAAUGAUGAGAAAAUAUAUAUAUUUAUGUAUACAAUAUUUAUUAAGAUUAAGAGAAAAAUAUAAAUAUAAGAAGAAAAGUAAUAGUAAAUUAAAUGAAAAAAUAAAUGAAGAUUUUAUUUUAAAGAAAGAACAAUUACACAUUUUAAAUUUAAUAGGAAGAGGAGGUUAUAGUAAUGUAUAUAGAUGUAUAUAUGGUAAUAAAAAUAUAUUAAGAAUAAAUAAAUUUUUUGAUAUACAUUAUAGUAUUAAUAAUACAGCAUUAAAAAUAUUUUUAAAUAAAAAAAAAAAUAUAUUAGAAUAUUUUACAGAAUUAUUUAUUGUAUCAAAUUUAAGACAUCCAAAUGUUACAUUAUUUUUAGGAGCAAUAAAUAAUCCAAGAGCUAUAGUAUUAGAAUAUAUUCAAUAUGGAACUUUAUUUGAUAUCUUACAUAAAUAUAAAAUUAAUAUGAAAUUACAAGAUAUUAUUAAAAUAUCUAAAGAUAUAACAGCUUUUAUGGCUUUUUUACAUAAUAAAGGUAUUAUGCAUUGUGAUUUAAAAUCUUCAAAUAUUUUAAUCUCCAUAACAAGAGAUAUCAAAAUAUGUGACUUUGGAUUAUCUGUAUUUAAUAAAUAUAACAAGCCUAAAUAUCUUGGUAUUGUAGGGACUUAUCAAUGGACAGCUCCUGAGGUAUUAAGAAGUGAAGGAUAUACAAAAGAAGCUGAUAUAUAUUCUUUUGGAGUUAUAUUAUGGGAAAUGAUUCAUAGAAAAAUUCCUUUUAGUGAUAUGAAAAAUCCUUUAGAUAUUAUUGCUCAUGUUGGAUAUGCUAAGAAAAAAUUAAGUGUAACAAAUAAAAAUAUCCCAGAACAAUUAAGAUAUAUAUUGCAUUCAUGUUUACAUAAAAAUACGCAUAAGCGAAAAUCUUUUUUAUUUUGGUCUGAAUAUUUUGAUUUGUUAUAUAAUGUUACAGAUAUACCAAAGGAGUAUUACACCAGUUUUUUUUUUGAUUAG
Molecule: messenger RNA, 3603 nt
Organism: Plasmodium reichenowi
Lineage: Eukaryota; Apicomplexa; Aconoidasida; Haemosporida; Plasmodiidae
Product: tyrosine kinase-like protein, putative
Exons: 1
Coding region: 1-3603 (1200 amino acids)
Biological process (GO): protein phosphorylation
Molecular function (GO): protein kinase activity; ATP binding
Source: RefSeq, a predicted model, not a curated record